UCAAAUGGGUUGAGUUUUUUUUUCAAAAAACGCAAUUAGCGUUGAGUUAUUUUUUACGAAAAAAGAAAGGUGAAUGGAUAACAUAACAAAUUCUUUUAGAGACCGAAACGUUAAAAUUCCAGCGAGUGAGAAUGAAAAGCAAUUAGUUGAGAAUUGUACAACAAAAAAGAUCAAUGAAUCUACCAGUUUAGAAGCGGCAACACUAUUAUACGAAAAAAGUAUAGAUCGUAAACGGGAACUGAAAGAGGAACGAAGAAAAUUACGUGACAUGAGAAAACGUACUAAGCAUGAUUCCACAGUCACUGCUGCAACGAAGACAGCCAAUUCCAAAAAGACUUAUCGUUUAAAUUCUAUUUGGAAUUUUAAUUGUUUUAAAUAUGUAAAAAGUCCGAAUUCCACAUUAACAAGUCAUAACAAUCUUCAUGGAAGUGGAUUCGAUCCCAAUACGAUCACACUGCUUUUAGCAGCGGAUGUCGAGCGAUCCGCACCUCCACAAGGUGUUAUGGACUUCACAGAAUCAAUGGUGUUGAAGAAAGAUUAUGCACUUCGUCCAUUAACUGUGUGUCCAACAGGCCGAGUGUUUUUAGAUACAAUGAAUCCUUUUCAGAAAUCAGCUUCUGAUUUUUUAGUCACCAUCGCUGAACCCAUUUCUCGACCAGAGCAUAUGCAUGAAUUUCAAAUCACAAUUUUUUCUUUAUAUGCUGGUAUUGGAAUGGGUAUUACGGUCGACACUUUAUUAACCACAUUAAAUAAUUUCUCUAAGAAUUAUAUACCUCCCAAUUUAAAAAAUCUUUUAUAUACACACGGCAAUGCUUUUGGGCGCGUUAAAUUAGUUCUUCGCGAUAAUCGAUACUUUUUAGAAUCUGAGAAUCGUGAAGAUUUAGAAGUUCUAUUAUCUCAUCCCGUUAUUUCAGAAGCAAGAAUUCGUCACUCUAUGGUAAUUCGUCAACAGAUUCAAGGAGUGCCCUUACUAAAAAAGAAUUUUGAACCAAAUGAACCUUUUCAACAAGAAAAAUCUUCGUUAGACGACGGUCAUAUUUUACAGAGACCUGCUCCACACUAUGACUCAACAAUUUUAGAUUUUAACGCUCGACCGAACGGUGAGAGUGAAGGGGAAAAAGCUACGUCUAUGACACAGCAUCAGAACGCGACGCAUUCUAUCAAAGAAGUGUUUUUAUUUGAAGUGAAAAGCGAAAUGGCAGGCCGUGUAAAAGAAUGUGCUAUGAAUGAUUUAAAGCGACCCGUUCUAACGGAAUAUGAUUUUCGCCGUGAUGAUAAAAAUCCUAGUUUUCAAGCUACUUUACGUACAACAACGAAGAUUCGUUACUAUCAAGAACGUUCGUUACGUAAAAUGUUUUCAAAUGGAAGGGCACGGUCUGGAAUUAUUGUUUUACCCUGUGGUGCUGGUAAAACAUUAACUGCUAUUACAGCGGCCACAACAAUUCGUAAAUCCUGUAUGGUCCUCACGUCAUCUUCAGUCGCUGUAGAUCAAUGGAAACGCUCUUUUGUUGAAUUCACCACAAUUGAUCCCUCCUUAGUGAUAACAUUAACAUCUGAAAAAAAACAAAAUCUGCCUGAAGGAGCAGUUGUCAUUAUUUCUACUUAUACAAUGUUAGCAUAUUCGGGAAAACGUUCAAUCGCAGCAGCGCAAAUUAUUCAAGAUAUCCAAAGUCGUGAAUGGGGAUUAUUAAUAUUUGAUGAAGUUCAAUUCGCUCCCGCCCCCGCGUUUCGUAAAAUCAAUGAUAUUGUGAAAUCACAUUGUAAACUAGGAUUAACAGCUACAUUAGUUCGUGAAGAUGAUUUAAUUCAUGAUCUCCAAUGGCUCAUUGGUCCUAAAUUAUACGAAUCCAACUGGUUGGAGCUUCAAGAAUCGGGUUAUUUAGCAAAGGUUCAAGUCUCAGAAGUGUGGUGCACAAUGACAGCGGAAUUCUAUCGAGAGUAUUUAAGAGCGCCUGCUGCUAAACAGAGAAAAUUGUGGGUGUGUAAUCCUAACAAAUUACGUGUUUGUGAAUAUCUUUUAAGAUUUCAUGAGGCGCGCAACGAUAAAAUUAUCGUUUUCAGUGAUAACCUUUUUGCUCUAAAGGAAGUGGCAUGCACAUUAAAAAAACCUUUUAUUUCAGGUCAAGUAGGGAUGCAAGAGCGAAUGAUCAUUUUAAAUAAAUUUAAAAAUACCUCACAACUUAAUACUAUUUUCUUAUCCAAAGUAGGAGAUAAUGCUAUAGAUAUUCCUUGCGCCAAUGUUGUUGUUCAAAUUGCCUUCAAUUUCGCUUCCAGACGACAAGAAGCACAACGCUUAGGGCGUAUUCUACGGCCGAAAAAAAGAACUAACGAUACAUUUAAUGCUUUUUUCUAUUCACUCGUCAGUAAAGAUACACAGGAAAUGCUUUACGCAGAUAAACGUCAACAAUUCAUUAUUGAUCAAGGAUAUUCUUAUAAGGUAUUACCUUUAAGUUCUUUCCCAAUGGAAAAAGAAACUUUAUUAUACGAUGAUAUCCACCGGCAGCAAGAAAUGUUAGCACAUAUUAUGUCAACAAGUGACCAAUGUAUGGAUAUUGAGUUAGAUGAAGAUGUUAUUUUGACUGAUAGUCAGAUGGAUAUGUCAAAAAACAUUCAAAAAAGUCAGGAUUCUAAUAAUGUCAUAGAAACAAUUCAAACUGUUCUAUCCAAUAUUUCAAAUCCCACCAGUUUUUCUUCCAUGACAACCUAAAAAUCCCUCUAUUAUUCUUCAUAAUAUAAAAUGUCUACCCUAACAAGCAAAGCACAGUUCCAUGAAAGACCUACAUGUUGGUCUGCAUGCUAGAGUAAACAGUUGCUUCGAGUGAUUAAAAAGUCUAUUUACUAAAUAUUUUUCUUGAGGUUAAAUCAUUUUUUUUAUUUAAAUUAAAUUUUUCAAAUGACAAACAUGAACUUUUUUUGAAAUAUUUGGACACUGUAAUUUUAGUAGAACGCUAAA
Molecule: messenger RNA, 2953 nt
Organism: Hylaeus volcanicus
Lineage: Eukaryota; Metazoa; Arthropoda; Insecta; Hymenoptera; Colletidae
Exons: 14
Coding region: 74-2707 (877 amino acids)
Biological process (GO): nucleotide-excision repair; transcription initiation at RNA polymerase II promoter
Cellular component (GO): transcription preinitiation complex; transcription factor TFIIH holo complex; nucleotide-excision repair factor 3 complex
Molecular function (GO): 3'-5' DNA helicase activity; DNA binding; ATP binding
Source: RefSeq, a predicted model, not a curated record